Sardina pilchardus (European sardine) is the source of this 1472-nucleotide messenger RNA. It is a transcript of the gene srrd, whose product is annotated as SRR1 domain containing. Gene Ontology annotation, biological process: microtubule-based process. NCBI's taxonomy places the organism in Eukaryota, Metazoa, Chordata, Actinopteri, Clupeiformes, Clupeidae. Gene Ontology annotation, cellular component: nucleus; cytoplasm. The coding region runs from base 294 to 1139 and encodes 281 amino acids. The transcript has 7 exons. The record is from RefSeq and is a predicted model, not a curated record.
GAGAGACAGAACUUUUAUUUUGAACGCUUGGUAACCUUUAUUUUGACGUAAAAUGUGACGACAGAAUUCAGGAAGCUGGUUUUGUAAACACGUGAAGUCGCUGCCUUGAUGCCUGAAUGGUCUCAGUUGUUGAAAUAACUUGGUAAUUGAAUACGAUUAAAUUUGCCAUAGACUGGAUAGGUUACACAACUCAGUUGAACCUAGACUUUAACAUUAGCCUACGUGUUAAAAGGUAUGGCAUCGCGUGCUUUCAUCUGCCUCCUCUUUUGCUUCACCGAUGAUCUUACUGAGUGAUGGCUAGUGACAAUGAGUGGCAGGUAGCAGGGCGGCGUAAAGGAUCCUCAAGUAGAAAGAAGAAAACACCAACUGUGUGUGCCGUUGAUCUUCCAGUCCCUGAAGCCGGUGACAGCCAUCGAGAUCAGCAACGUAUCAUUCAGGCCGUGAAUGAACUGAGAGGGGAGGACUUCUGGUCAGAAUGGAAAGAUCUCCUAACGGGACGGCUGUCCAACACUGGGCCCUGUAGGGGUCAGACAGGUGUCCAGAGUGAACGCCUGCAGGACUGUGUGUGUUACGGCCUGGGCAGCUUCUCCACAUGUGUGUCUGCACGCUAUCAACUGGCCUUACUACUUCUCCUGCUGGAUGCCCUAAAGAUCCCAGUGGAGCGCUGCAGUGUGUAUGAUCCUGUGUUCUCACUGACGGAGUGUGAGACACUUAGAGCUCUGGGAUUUUCAGUACUCACAGAAAAUGAGGAAGGCAAGCGAGUUGUGCAUCAGCCAACACUCCUUUACCUGAUGCAUUGUGGGAAGGCUCUGUAUAACAACCUGCUCUGGAAGAACUGGAGCUCUCAGGCCUUGCCCAAACUCCUCAUCGUAGGCAACAGUUUCAUUGGCAUUCAAGAAAGAAUGCUGCAGAGGGAGCUCCAGAGGGACUAUGCUUACCUGUGCACUGCGAUGAGUGUGUGCGAGGAGACAGCCCUGCCCUGCUCGCAGCGUUUCCUGGAUGUGUUCAAUGACACGGCACUGAUCUGCUUCACCCCUCAAAGUCUCAGCCAACUCCCAGAAUCCACCUGGGCCGACCCAGAAGAACCACAGUACCAGCACUGCCCAGAUCUAGAGAUCAUCAGGAGAGAGCGGAGAUAACAAGAAGAGAGAGUGUGUGUGUAUGUGUUUGUGUGUGAGAGAGAUAUAGAGAGCGAGAGAGCGAGAGAGCAAGAGCGUUUCUAGUUGUUCUGUUGACCUUGGUUUAUCUGAGUCAUUUAACCCAAAUUGGUCUUAGCCAUAACUGUGGGGAAGUUCACAAAUGUUAUGGUUUGGGGUGACCGUUUUAGUGCUACAGUAUAUUAUGUGAAUACCAUGGUAUACAGGAUACAGCGCAUUGACUGCUUAUUCUCUGUCAUUUCAUGAGUUUUGAAAUAAUGAUGGCUUCAGCAGGAGGCUGCAUUCAAAAUAAACAACAGAGUAAGAUUUCAGAAA